AUGAUGAUAAACGCGUCGCCGCCCUCCGAAUCGCUCAGCUUGGCCGUCAACUUGACGCUAUUCAAACGGCUCGGAUUCUAUUAUCUGUUCAAUCCGAACGGCAACACCAUUUGUGACGUGAACGUUGGCCGCGUUUCCGGUAUGAUGUUCACUCUGGUCGCUCAGAUUAUCAUUGUUUUUGGAGCGUUGGGACUCUUUUCGGUCGGAGAGGACGACGCUAUCGACCACACCGUCCGCGUACAGCUGCUGUUCUCCUACCUGAUUGACGCCCAGUGUCUGGUGAAGACUGCCACUUUCGUAUGCAAAGUGAACGGCAUCUGGCUGAUGUUGGGCGUAGCGCGCUCCGAUUUCUUGGCCGGUACACAGUGCCGCAGACACGUGACCGUUCUGUGCUGGUACCGCAGCCGGUCGGUAACGAUCACCAAUGUUCUGAUCGGUUUCGCGAUGGCGGCGGCCGUCGAAUGGGCUUUGUACCCUGUGGCAUCCAACUCACUGUCCGCGGAAGACACGGGCCAGUGGCGGCGGCAGAAACGUUUCGAGAACAUCAUCAACUUCCGAUUUCCGGUAUCCGUGCACACAUACAACGAGCGUUAUCUACUGUUCUACGCCGCCGAACUUUGGGUGACCGUAUUUCUGGUGUACGUAUACAUGAUAUUUGACGUUUUCUUCAUUUCGUUCUGCUGCGAUAUAUUAGCCCGGUACGAGAUGAUCGCACGAGCUUUCGAAAACGUCGGCUUUAACAAGACCGUAUUACUCGAUUCAGACGACCAAGGUAACAUAAGAAUAGUAAGUUUAAUGCAAAACAAGAUCAAGGGGUAGCCAAUAUUUAUCAACAGAGAUGUGUUUUAGAAGUCUAUGGGGGUUUAGGGGUCAAAAACCUUCUUUACUUAACUUAUAACUAUAAUAAACAAACAAUACGAGGGGGUUUACAACACCCAAAACCCUGGCUACGCCACUGGACAAGGUUGACACUCGGUUAGCAAUUACUUUGUUUUAACCUACCGUAUACAUUGUACAUACUUCUUUUAUGGUGAAACCUCGAAAAUUAUAAUGUUUGUGUUUUGGUGGCGGUGGAAUGGCGGACUAUUUAUAGUCAUAGUAUUUUCCGGGGUAAUCUGCAGUGAUUCAAGUGGGGAGGGACUGAGUUACAUUAGCCGUUCCCUUUAGUUCAAGUCCGGGGGAUGCUUUAGUUAUUGUCACUGAGGUAUUUUUAAUAAAAUUAUGAAAGUUCUAAUUAUUUUUAUCAAAUAUAAAUUCUUUAAUACGUAUACCUAUUGGAUUACAUUCCAAUAUUGUUUUAUUGUUGAAGAAGACCUGUACCAAUAAUAUUUUAUUAAAACAGUUAAAACGCGUACAACAAUGAAAAUUAUUUGAAGUUUAAGCAUUAUUAACAGCUGAUUAUGUACAGUAUAUAAUUUUCAGGAAACAAUAAAAACGAUCCUACGAACGACGAGAAUUAUGAAGAUUUCAAAUCGAUUCUUAACGAUCAACAAAAACUUUAUCUGUAAGCAGAUAUUGCUAGUUGUUAGAAAAUGUAUAAGGGGCUAGAUACUAUAUUUCACUGUUGCCAACUAUUUCUUUUCAAAAUAGAAAUGGUUCUUGUGCAUUAUUUUUCUACUUCAAAAUGUGACCUGCCAACGUGAUUAUUCUCAUUUCACCGCCUACUCCUUUAUUUCCACAUCAAAAAAUGUUUAAGUUUUAAAUUUCCACUUUAGAUACAAAUUACGAAUUUUAGGACGUAGGUAUUAGGUUUAGAUGUACUUGACAGAUUUUUAGUUUUUUCGAAGUUAGUAUUUGUUGUAAAUCGCUGUAUAACUACAAUAUUCCCUUAUCAUUUUUCUGACAACUAGUUAGGUCUCUCUGUAAGUAUUACCCAGUGUUCGUUAUUUAUAAUCUACAUUCAGGGGCGGAUCCAGGACAAGAUAAAAAAGAGGGCAAUCUUGAAAAUACAUACAAGGCAAAGAAUAAGGAUGUAAAUGAAGCUCAAAGUAUAUUGGGUCUAAGAGUAUACUAA
Molecule: messenger RNA, 2014 nt
Organism: Cinara cedri
Lineage: Eukaryota; Metazoa; Arthropoda; Insecta; Hemiptera; Aphididae
Source: the annotation of a GenBank genome assembly